Messenger RNA from Acanthosepion pharaonis, 1113 nucleotides. NCBI's taxonomy places the organism in Eukaryota, Metazoa, Mollusca, Cephalopoda, Sepiida, Sepiidae. The record is from the annotation of a GenBank genome assembly.
AUGCAUCAUUUCUUUUUUUCUUUUUUUAAACCUUUCCUUCAUCUUUUUCUCUUGCCAUUUCACUUCCCACUCUUUUCUUUUAAUCUUUUACUUCUUUUUUCUUUUUACCUCUGCAUUCCAUUCAUUUUUUUAUCUUCUUUUUUUACUCAUUUUCUUCUUGUUUUUCUUCUUCCUUUCUUCUUUUUUCUUCAUUUUUUUCUUCUAAUUUCUUUUCUUUCUUUGUUCGUUUCCCCUCUAAUAACUUCUUCUUCUUCUUCUUCUUCUUCUUCUUCUUCUUCUUCAUUUUUCUUCUUCAUUCACUGGCGUCUCGUCCUCUUAUCAUUUAUGUUUAAUUCUUCUCAUCUUCAACUUUUCAAUCGCCAAGCAUCUUUCAUUCAUUUCCGAUUUUCUGUAUUUCUUUCCUUUCUUCUUUCUUCCUUGUACUAUUCUUUAUGUUUAUGUUUUUUAUCUCCAUUUUGCAAAUUCUUACUCUUCAACAUAUUCAUUCUUCUUGUUCUUGUUCUUCUUCUCCUUCUUCUUCUUAUUGUUAUUAUUAUUCAAUUAUUUUACUUUGCUUCGUCCUUCUUUUUUUCUUCUCCUCCUUCUCUACCCUUUUUCUUCUUCUCAUCCUACUCGUCUUAUUUCUUCAUCUUCUCUUUCUUCUCCUUCUUCCCUCCUCUUCUCCACUUCCUCCUCCUCCUCCUUCUUCUUCUUCUGCUUCUUCUUCUUCUUCUUUUUAUUAUUAUUAUUAUUAUUAUUAUUAUUAUUCAAUCUUCUUUUUCCCAUUUUCGUUUGCUCCCUUUUUCUUCUCCCGGUGUCUCCUCUUCCUCUUCCUCCUCCUCAUCCUCCUUCUUCUUCUUCUUCUUCUUCUUCUUCUUCUUAUUAUUAUUAUUAUUAUUAUCUUUCCCUUAUAUUCUCCUUUCCACUUUCUUUUCUUCUUCUUCUUCUUCUUCUUCUUCUUCUUCUUCUUCUUCUUCAAAUACUCCUCCCCUCUUUCUUCUUCAUUUUCUUCAAUUUUCCUCUAUAUAUUUUAUUUGUUCUUUCUUUCCUCUCAUUCCUUCUAUUUGUUCUUCAUCUCGAUAUCUAUUAUCUAUUUCAACGUCGAUAUCUAUUAUCUAUUUUUUGUACAGAUAA